AUGGAGAAAAUUAAACCAAAUGAAAAUGGUGAACGUGAAAAAUCAGAGUUUCUGCAUAUGAAUGAAAGAACUGUAUUUGAUAUUGAUAAAUUUGAUAUGGGAGAGCUCUCACCACCAAGUCCACCAACAAUUUCUAAAUCAUUUUUGGAAGAAUUAAAAAGGAAAAAAGAUUCAAAAGAUAAAAGUCUUUGUCUUAGAGCUGAAGAGUGGCUUAAUGGAAGCUGCAGUUUUGGUCCAGUUGACUAUUUGGUGGACUGGAAUCCUAAAGUAGAAAUAUCUGGCCCUCAUUUUUCUGAGCUUGAUGAUGAAAUGAAAAUGAAACAAAUCACUAAUUAUAUUACAUCUAUCCUGCAAAUGCAAGUUAAUGGUCUGGAAACAACUAAAAACACAAAAGGAAGUGGUUAA
Molecule: messenger RNA, 405 nt
Organism: Entrophospora candida
Lineage: Eukaryota; Fungi; Glomeromycota; Glomeromycetes; Entrophosporales; Entrophosporaceae
Source: the annotation of a GenBank genome assembly